CGCGGGGACUGGGAGAGAGCAGGUAAUAUGCUCUAGAGUGGACUCGUGUUGGCAGCUCUAUUCUAACAGGACUUCUUGGUACAGGAACUCGGGAGCAUGUACGAUUACCUCGCAAAGAUCAUCCUCCUUGGGCCAAGCGGGUCAGGAAAAUCCUGCCUCCUUCAUCGCUUCGUGAAAAGCGAAUGGCGCGUCCUCUCCUCACAAACGAUCGGCGUCGAAUUCGCCUCCAAAAUCAUAAAAGUCGGCACCGGCGCCCGCCGAAAGCGCAUCAAGCUACAACUCUGGGACACCGCCGGAACCGAACGCUUCCGCUCCGUGUCACGCUCCUACUACCGCGGCGCCGCCGGAGCCGUGCUCUGCUACGACAUCACAUCCCACAACAGCUUCUCGAACCUGCAGCCCUUUCUCAACGACGCCCGCGCACUCGCCUCGCCGAACCUAAGUCUCCUUCUGGUGGGCAACAAACUCGACCUAGCCGGGGGUGGCCAACCCGCCGACGACGAGGACCUGCUCGGCCCGCUACCGCCACCAACACCAAGCAGUAGUAGCGCGCAUAGCAUCCCGUAUACGAUUAGUAGUGUGCAUACGGGGAGCGCGAGCGUCAGCGUGGCCGGGACGCCGUUGCAAGCGGGGAGCUACGCUUCGUCUACUACGUCCACGAUCCGCCCAGGAGAUAGUACGGGUACGAGUUAUGGGUAUGGGCUCGGGUCGCAACUACGAGCUACGGUGGCGCCCGAUGGACGAGAGGUUUCGGCUGUGGAGGCGAGUCGAUGGGCGAGCAAAGUCAACGUACCGGUGACGAUGGAGGUCAGCGCCUUCAGCGGCGAGGGUGUUGAUGAGGUGUUUGGGAGACUGGCGAGGAUGAUCUUGACCAAAAUUGAAUUGGGUGAGAUUGAUCCAGAUGAUCCGAUGAGUGGGAUCCAAUACGGCGACUACGGAGGUGGAUGGAGCGGUGGUGCGAGUGACGGAGCGAGCAUCAAAAGUUCUAUGACCGGGGAAGAACAAGGCACAAGAAAUAGGAGGCGCAAGCCCAGGAGAGGAGUCCAGGGGUUGAGGGAAUGGGAGGAAGUAUUUACGCUCACCAGUGGCAGGAGGAGGAACAAUGGUUGCUCCUGUUGAGACUGCAUGGGUUGUUGUUUUGGGUCGUAUUUUCUGGGAGAAGGCGUUUUCUUUCCUGCCUUACCUAUGAUACCAGAUGUGUCUUGCUUGUUAUUUGGUCUGAGCAAUGUCACAUCCCACGUUUUGGGAGACGGAGGGGACAUGUUGAUAAGUAAGGGCUUUUUUUGAAGGGUUGUUAGAACUGGCGUCGGCGGAUCGGUUUCUUGGGCCUUCGUUUUGCAUAGCCUACCAUGUAUUGACUUGAGAAUUAUGGCAUCUGUUGUAUCUCCAUGUUUGGCGUUGACUAGACUUUGAUAUCUUUACAAAGAUUAUUAUACCUCUUUUCCU
This is a messenger RNA of Neurospora tetraspora, 1446 nucleotides long. Its product is annotated as P-loop containing nucleoside triphosphate hydrolase protein. Gene Ontology annotation, cellular component: plasma membrane; recycling endosome. The record is from RefSeq and is a predicted model, not a curated record. Gene Ontology annotation, molecular function: GTPase activity; GTP binding. Gene Ontology annotation, biological process: regulation of endocytosis; vesicle-mediated transport. Lineage: Eukaryota; Fungi; Ascomycota; Sordariomycetes; Sordariales; Sordariaceae. Bases 97 to 1119 code for a protein of 340 amino acids. The transcript has 2 exons.